AUGUACUUCUUCCUGCUCAACCUCUCUGUCAUUGACCUGGGCUCCAUCUCCACCAUUGUCCCCAAAUCCAUGGCCAAUUCCCUCUGGAACACCAGGGCCAUCUCCUACACAGGAUGUGCUGCCCAAGUGUUUCUGUUUCUCUUUUUAGCUUCAGCAGAAUACUGGCUCCUCACUAUCAUGUCGUACGACCGCUACGUUGCCAUCUGCAAACCCCUGCACUACGGGACCCUCCUGGGCAGCAGAGCUUGUGUCCACAUGGCAGCAGCUGCCUGGGCCACUGGGUUUCUCUAUUCUCUGCUGCACACGGCCAAUACAUUUUCACUGCCCCUGUGCAAGGGCAAUGCCCUGGGCCAGUUCUUCUGUGAAAUCCCCCAGAUCCUCAAGCUCUCCUGCUUACACUCCUACCUCAGGGAACUUGGGCUUCUUGUGGUCAGUGCCUGUUUAGGUUUUACGUGUUUUGUGUUCAUUGUGGUGUCCUAUGUGCAGAUCUUCAGGGCCGUGCUGAGGAUCCCCUCUGAGCAGGGACGGCACAAAGCCUUUUCCACCUGCCUCCCUCACCUGGCCGUGGUCUCCCUGUUCCUCAGCACUGUCAUGUUUGCCUACCUGAAGCCCCCCUCUAUAUCUUCUCCUUCCCUGGACCUGGUGGUGUCUGUUCUGUACUCGGUGGUGGCUCCACCACUGGCUGUUUAA
Molecule: messenger RNA, 690 nt
Organism: Columba livia (rock pigeon)
Lineage: Eukaryota; Metazoa; Chordata; Aves; Columbiformes; Columbidae
Product: olfactory receptor 14J1-like
Exons: 2
Coding region: 1-690 (229 amino acids)
Biological process (GO): G protein-coupled receptor signaling pathway
Cellular component (GO): membrane
Molecular function (GO): G protein-coupled receptor activity; olfactory receptor activity; odorant binding
Source: RefSeq, a predicted model, not a curated record